Myxozyma melibiosi is the source of this 1090-nucleotide messenger RNA. RefSeq names its product Pex12 amino terminal region-domain-containing protein. Gene Ontology annotation, molecular function: zinc ion binding. Gene Ontology annotation, biological process: protein import into peroxisome matrix. The record is from RefSeq and is a predicted model, not a curated record. NCBI's taxonomy places the organism in Eukaryota, Fungi, Ascomycota, Lipomycetes, Lipomycetales, Lipomycetaceae. Gene Ontology annotation, cellular component: peroxisomal membrane. The transcript is spliced from 6 exons. Bases 69 to 1085 code for a protein of 338 amino acids.
CCCAACCCCACGUUGUAGCUGUAGAUAGACAACAGCAGACAGUAGAUAGCAGACAGCAGACAGCAGGGAUGGCAGAGGAAUCAACUACAAAGCAGCUGUCGAUGCAGCCGUUUGUCUUUGCGCCCGCCGCAGACAUAAUCCGCGCCGCUCAGAAAGACGAGCAAGUGCAGGACGAGUUGCAGGAGAAACUGUCGAGCGUGCUCAGGCGGGUGAUUGGAUCGCGAUCUCUGCAUGGGCUCUCGGCUGAGGUGUCGCUGCUCUCUAGUCUGGUUUAUCUCGGACUCACGACUGUAUGCGGGACACGGUCGUUAGGAGAGGAGUACUGCGAUGUGUUUUAUGUCACAAAGGAUUUGGCAGCGCGUCCGUCGACGAAGCGACGACUAGGCUUCGUGGCUACGAGCACACUGAUCCCCUAUAUCCUCACCAAAAACCUUCCCAAACUACGCAAACGGAUCCGACAGGCACUCGACCGGAUUCCAAACACCACUAAGAACACUAAUAAUGACGAAAAGAAGCAGGGAGAGUUUGCGGUGCUGCUGAAACGGCUGGUGCUGCGGAAUCUGUCGGUGCUGACGUCGGGAGAAGCAGUUGCGUCGCUGCAUCUUGCGCUGUUUUACUUUCAUGGGUCGUAUUACGACGUCGCGAAGCGGAUUUGGGGGCUUCGAUAUAUCUUUCCCAGACAGCUGCAGGACGGUGAACACCGGCCGGGGUACGAAAUCCUCGGCCUCUUGCUAGCCGUGCAACUUGCCGUCAAACUAGGCCGCGAGCUCUCGACGCUGCUUCCCGAGUCGCCGUCGUCGGAUGAGCAGGCAGCGCUGAACGCGAGCAGCAGGAAGGCAACGGCAGCAGAGAGCGCGAGGACGACUGCGCCGGUCGUGUUAUCUGACCAGACAAAGAUGCGGUACAUCCCUGAAUCUUCUCGCAAGUGUCCGCUCUGUCUUUCCUACAUGACGAAUCCGACCGCGACGCCGUGCGGGCAUCUGUUUUGCUGGGAGUGCAUAUCCGAGUGGUGCGGUGAGAAGCCCGAAUGUCCCCUCUGCCGACAAGAUGCAAAGGAGCAGAACCUUCUUCUGCUCGCGGCAUAACCGUC